GCACCCUUUAAAGCCGCGCAGCCCACCCGCUUCUCUCCGUCUUCGUUUAUGGGAAGGCUGAGCACAUCCUCUUGGAUAAGUGGACGGCAAAAAUGAAGCACAUGCCUACGCUUCUGAUGAGGUCAUUCUCAGCUUGUUCUUUGCCAGCUACCCCAACCACACUUCAAGAAAUUGCCUACUCAAAUUCCAAAGGUUUUGCAAAGGUUGUGCUAAAGAAGGGAAAAACACAACUCUUUAAGGAUGGCAACCCAAUGGUGUAUAGCGGAGCAGUUGAUAGAAUAAUUGGGAGGCCACCACCUAAGACUGGAGACAUUGUUUUGGUAGCUGAUGGGACUGAAAAGCCAAUUGGUUGGGGCUUGUAUAACUCAGUUUCGAUGUUCUGUGUUCGGCUCAUGCAACUUGAAGUUGAAGCUACUAGUGACUCAUCAUGUGCAUUGAACAUGGAGAAACUGCUUGAAAAGAGAAUUAAUGAAGCUGUUGAUUUGCGUAGAAGGUUGGGUCUUCCUUCAGUCCAUACAAAUGCUUAUCGUCUAAUAAAUAGCGAGGGUGACAGAUUAUCAGGUUUGAUUGUUGAUGUCUUUGGAGAUGUAGCUGUAGUUGCAUCAUCCGCAGCUUGGGUUGAGAAAUACAAAUCAGAGAUAGAGGCGUGCAUCUGGAAAAUCAACUAUAUCAAUCAUGUAAAUUGGAGGCCAUCUGUUGAUAUUUUAAAGGAAGAUGGAGUUGAUUUGUCUCAUUCAAAGGAAUUACAUUCAUCUAACUGUCCUGAAAGAACAAAGAUUAUGGAAAAUGGGAUUGUAUACACGGUUUCACUGAAAGGCCAGAAGACAGGAUUUUAUGCAGACCAGCGUGAGAAUCGACAGUUUAUAUCAAGCAUUUCAGAUGGUCAAAAGGUUCUUGACCUUUGUUGUUACAGCGGUGGGUUUGCUCUAAAUGCAGUACGUGGAGGUGCCAUAAAUGUCACUGGUAUUGACACAUCAUUGCCAGCGCUGGAUCUUGCUAAAGAAAAUGUGGUGCUAAACAAUUUGGAUCCAGGAAGAAUAUCAUUUUUCAGAGAAGAUGCAACUGAAUUUAUGAAGGAUGCUCAGUUAAGGGAUGCAUCCUGGGAUAUUGUCAUCAUUGACCCUCCUAAACUGGCGCCAACAAAGAAGGCUUUACAUGGUGCAUCUGGUAUGUACAGAAAAUUGAAUUCGUUUGCGAUGCAACUUACUAAAAGAGGUGGUCUUUUGAUGACCUGUUCAUGUUCUGGAGCUAUGACCCAAAGUGGAACAUUCCUGCAUAUCCUUCAGGGUGCAGCUGCUAUGGCUGGGAGAAAAAUCACAGUUCUGAGACAGGCCGGAGCAGCUUGUGAUCAUCCUAUUGAUCCAUCAUACCCAGAAGGCGCGUACCUAUCUAACAUUCUAUUAAGAGUCACAUGAUUAUUAUUUAAAUUCAUUCAUUUACUAACAUCAGAAUUUUUAGGAAUUUAAUUCUAAUUAAUUUUUGGUUGAUUUUCAUUAAGAUAAUAGUAAUUAUGUUCUAUCUUUUUGUGUACAAUAAUUAACUUCAAUUUGGUAUAAAUUGAGUUUAAUUAUUAUUAUUA
Messenger RNA from Arachis duranensis, 1579 nucleotides. RefSeq lists its product as uncharacterized. The transcript has 8 exons. Lineage: Eukaryota; Viridiplantae; Streptophyta; Magnoliopsida; Fabales; Fabaceae. Bases 93 to 1415 code for a protein of 440 amino acids. The record is from RefSeq and is a predicted model, not a curated record. Gene Ontology annotation, molecular function: RNA binding; methyltransferase activity.